CUCAAAGCUUACGGAGCAUCACUUAUUCAUCAGACUGUGGAGAUUCCUAAAAAAACCCACCCUGAUCAGUAUAUAAACCCUUGCAACUCAGAAACAAAGAGAUACUGGAAUAAGUGGACUGAGCACUGAAGCAAGCUGAACGAUGUGGACGUUGAAGACAGCACUGUUGGUGUCACUCUUAGCUUUUGUUUUUGCCAAACCAUUUUAUCCAUGGAAUGUAAAUAGACGUCUGCCAAUAAACAGGGGCGUUAAGGAGUCCAUGGAAUCAAAUGAAUCCAGCAACAGCUCAGACAAGAGUGAUUCAGAUUCAUCUUCUGAAUCUGAUAUGUCUGAGUCCAGGGAAUCUAGUGGUAUUGGAAGCAGCGACUCUGAAUCCAGUCAGUCUGCAUCAUCUGAGGAGGAUUUUCUCACCACUGCUGAACCAGAGACCAUGAGCAGUGUUACUGCUGAACCUGAGACCAUGAGCAGUGUUACUGCUGAACCUGAGACCAUGAGCAGUGUUACUGCUGAACCUGAGACGAUGAGCAGUGUUACUGCUGAACCUGAGACCAUGAGCAGUGUUACUGUACUACCUCCGGUGAUCACAGAGGGACACAUCACAUGUUUUACUGUGCAUAAGGAAACUAAGCCUAGAGGAGACAACUUCGAGUCUGUUAAACUGAAAAUCUAAAAUUUAGUAAAGUCACAUGAAUGUUUAGCUCAUUUACAGUACUAGUGAUUUGCUUGUUUGAUCAGGCAGGUUGAAAUUUAACUUUUUUUGUUUUGUUUUGUUUUGUUUUAUUGCACUUUAUGUUAUUGCAGAUUUUAUAUACCUUUUUUUUUUACAGUAUCAUUAUUGUACUAAAGGUUACACACUGCACUGCACUACACAAAUGUAGUAGACUCAAAUAUUUUUAAUGCUCUUUUGAUCUUGUGUGUUAGAUGAAAUAAAAUUGUGAAAAGAAGUCUUUACUGCCAAAUGUAUAAUGGAUUUGGUUCUAGACCAAAACUGAGGUUGAUGACUCAAGUCACAAUGAAAAUAACCCAGCAAGUUUCAUGAGUAAUAAAACCAGGUUUUGUUUUUGUAACAAACAAAAACCUAAGCAUAAGUACAGUAGACAUUUGUUUUAAUUAUUUCAAAUGGUAACUAGCUGACAUGAGGCAGAUAGAUUUUACUAUUCAGAAUGAAUGUAAGUUUUGACUUGAGACCAAGUGCCUAUUGAGUAUAUUGGUAUAAUGAGUUUAAAUGAUGAGUAUAACGAUGAGUAUAAAUCAGUUCCUCCCUAGAUCAGUUCUUUACUGGGUGUGUAAAUGUUAAUAAUAUUAUGAACUUGCAAUAUUUUAACUGCUAUUUUUUUUGCACUUGUACUCUUUCUAAUUUCUGCUGUGGUCCAGAAAAAAAACUAUUAUAUGUGUGACUCCAUUUCAUGUAAUAUCUUUCAAUAAACUAAAAUUUGUAAUCAA
Messenger RNA from Tachysurus fulvidraco (yellow catfish), 1443 nucleotides. Its product is annotated as suppressor protein SRP40-like. Lineage: Eukaryota; Metazoa; Chordata; Actinopteri; Siluriformes; Bagridae. The coding region runs from base 143 to 670 and encodes 175 amino acids. The record is from RefSeq and is a predicted model, not a curated record. The transcript is spliced from 3 exons.